Molecule: messenger RNA, 324 nt
Organism: Paramecium octaurelia
Lineage: Eukaryota; Ciliophora; Oligohymenophorea; Peniculida; Parameciidae
Source: the annotation of a GenBank genome assembly
AAUUAACACAAUCCAUGGGAUCUUGCUCCUCAAAAAAAGUAUAAACACAUCAUACUCUGCCUCUCAACUCUUAGACAACAUGUGCUUACGCUCAUUCUCGAAUGACUUGGGCAGAUAAAUGCAUACAGCAACCAAAAGAGCGAAUAAUUCAACCCUACGACCCUAACAGUUCAAAUACUAAUUAUAUCAUUAGGUCUCCAACAUUAGUAUAAUGUAGAAGUAGAAGGAGUAAUUUUUGACAUCAUAGCACCUCCUGACCUUUUGGAUGAUGAUAACUUAGAGCCUAUUGAAGAAGAAGAAUGAGCUUGAAUUUUUGAUACCCAC